AUGAAAUUCCUUGACCGUUUAAAAGCUGCUGUGGAUGCAUCGCCCACCUUAACUCCUGAAGCAAAAGCUGCAGUCGGAAAGGACUUAGCCAUUCAAAAUGCAAAUACAAAAUGCAGACAAAUCAUUGCAUCGCUUCCGCAUACAGCUACAUUAGUGGAUAUCAUCGAGGCUUGUAAUCUCUUACCUCUAAUACAAGAACAAGAGAAAGCUAAAAUACAUGCUGAAGCUCACACUGCAGCGCUCGCUGUAGCAUUACGACCGAUGGUGCAACAGGGAAAAGGAGACCGCAGCCCACACAAAGGCCCUUUAGUGUGUUAUCGGUGUGGUCAACCGGGGCAUUUGAAAUGUACAUGCCCUCAUCGCAUAGCAAGGCAGCCUCGACCUAUGCCAGCACCAACUAACGGCAGUCAGUCAAACUUUUCUGGGGUCUGUAACAAGUGCGACAAGUUCGGACACAAAGCCAGCGACUGUCGAUCAAGGUUUAAAAAAGACGGAAUGCCGUUAACACUCAACAAUCAGGGAAACGGAAUGAUGAGCACCAGGAUGAGGGGGCGCCAAGAUAUCAAGUGCCUCUCAAACAGGGGUGACGGCGUGCCCGGCUGUCUUUCAAGGCUCAGGGCAGCCACAAAAGGAAGUGCAGGAGUUGACCUGGCCGUAGCCGCUGACACCACAAUAACUGAUGAUAAAGUUCAUGUUGUUCCAUCGAAUGCUACCGGGCCUUUAGGUCUUGGACUAGGUGCAUUGCUUUUAGGAUGCUCUUCUGUUUCUAAACAAGGAAUAUUUGUUUUACCUGGAGUUAUCAAUGCUGAUUUCACGGGAAACAUUUCAAUCAUGGUGAAAGUAUUUGUUCCUCCUGUGACAAUUAUGGCUGGAACCCGGAUUGCUCAACUGGUACCCUUCAAGGCUAGCGUCCCCUGUGUCGGAGACAUUGAACGAGGGGACAGAGGAUUCGGAUCUACUGACACACCUUUAGUGGCUUUCACAGAAAUAAUUGGAUCUUCCAAACCCAUUCGUCAUUUUAAUUUAUGUGGGCCUUUGGGAAAAUCUCUGCUACAUAAACGUAUGCUCCUUGACACAGGGUCUGAUGUGACCAUAAUUCCAAAGGAAGAAUGGUUCAGGGACUGGGAAUUACAAAAUAUCGACACUGUGGUAACCGGUAUUGGAGGCCAGAAAUCCACACAAAUCAGCGUGAAUUUCAUAACGAUUGAAGACUGCAAAGACAAAAGGACAGCACAUAUUGUCCACGCAUUUUUAGCAGCGGCCAUUGACAAGCGACCAACCCUGAAACUGCAAUGGUUAACGGACAGCCCCGUUUGGGUUGAUCAAUGGCUGCUUCCAAUGGAAAAGGUCGCUGCUUUGGAGCAACUCGUGGCUGAACAAGUGGAAGCAGGGCAUUUGGUUCCUCCUACAAGCCCAUGGAACACUCCUGUAUUUACCAUUUUGAAAAAAUCUGGAAAAUGGCGUUUACUGCAAGAUUUGCGUGCAGUGAAUAAAGUAAUGCAAGAUAUGGGAUCCUUACAGCCUGGUAUUCCAACCGCUACUAUACUCCCCAGAGACUGGCCUUUGAUUGUUGUUGACCUUAAAGACUGUUUCUUUACAAUUCCUUUGCAUCCAGAUGACUGUGAGAAAUUUGCUUUUACCAUUCCAACAAUAAAUCGACAUGGGCCGGCUAAAAGGUAUCACUGGGUCGUUUUACCACAAGGCAUGAAAAAUUCACCGACUAUAUGUCAAUGGUUUGUUGACAUCGCCCUCGAACCAUUUCGCAAAAAAUGGAAAGAGGCUCUGAUUUAUCAUUACAUGGAUGACCUGCUGGUCUGUGCACAACAACUUUUAUAUGAACAGGUAUUAUUUGACCUUAAAUUAUACCUUGGGGCGUUUGGUAUAGUCAUAGCCCCAGAAAAAGUUCAGCUAAUGGCACCCUGGAAAUAUCUGCGUUUGCAAGUUGCGGAAGCCUCUGUAUGUCCACAAAAGCUGUCACUACACAAAGACAUACGAAAUAUACAUGAUGUACAAAAACUUGUCGGAGACCUACAGUGGAUUCGACCUUAUUGUGGUAUUACAAAUACAGACUUACAGCCGCUGCUGGAUUUAUUGCGGGGCAGCGAGAGCUUAACUUCUACAAGACAACUAAGUGCAUCAGGGCGGCAAGCCUUGACAGCAAUUGAGCAAAAAAUCACAUCAUCCAUGUCUGGCAGAUACGUCCCUGAUUUGCCUAUAAAUUUAUAUGUAUAUAACUCAGAUAAGGAAGUUGCGGGAAUUUGGGGUCAGUGGGAUGAGCGACAGGAACGAAACCCAUUGAUAAUAAUAGAAUGGAUAUUCUUGCCUGCUAGCAUGUCAAAAACGGUAGUCACUAGAAUUGAAGCCCUGGGAAUGUGCAUUCAAAAAGCAGGGGCAAGGGCAAUACAAAUUUCAGGGAAGCAAAUGGACAAAAUUAUUUUGCCUAUGAUGUCGCUUGAUAUUGUGAAUAAUGCCAUGAUGAAAAAUGACUGCCUUGCAGUAGCUCUGAUGGGUUUUAAGGGGGAAGUGGAUAAUCACUACCCCCCUCACCCAUUGUUUAAAACAAUGUUAACAAUGGAACCACGCUCUAUUUGCAGUGAAAGCCCGCUGGAGGCGAUUACUGUUUUUACUGAUGCUAGCAGCAGAACGGGUAAAGCGGGAUUUGUAUAUCUUCAGGAUGGAUCCUGGAAAUCCGAAGUCGUUCUGUCAGAGGGGUCAGUACAGGUGCUUGAGCUAUUAGCCGUAUGCUCUGUUUUCAAAAAAUGGGAUAAAACACCUGUCAACAUUGUUUCGGAUUCUCAAUAUGUCGUUGGGAUAGUCAAACAUAUGCAUAGAUCCUUGCUAAAAACUGUAACAAACAGCCCCAUUGGAUACCGGCGAAAUGGGUCAAGCCAUGGAUUGAGCAAUCAGAUGUCACAAACAACUCAGAAGAUCGAGAACAAGAGGCAGUGGAGACUUCAGCAGGUCCUGAAGCCCUAG
Molecule: messenger RNA, 2976 nt
Organism: Haliaeetus leucocephalus (bald eagle)
Lineage: Eukaryota; Metazoa; Chordata; Aves; Accipitriformes; Accipitridae
Product: endogenous retrovirus group K member 18 Pol protein-like
Exons: 3
Coding region: 1-2976 (991 amino acids)
Biological process (GO): proteolysis; RNA-templated DNA biosynthetic process
Molecular function (GO): RNA stem-loop binding; zinc ion binding; aspartic-type endopeptidase activity
Source: RefSeq, a predicted model, not a curated record